Messenger RNA from Babesia bigemina, 768 nucleotides. RefSeq lists its product as hypothetical. NCBI's taxonomy places the organism in Eukaryota, Apicomplexa, Aconoidasida, Piroplasmida, Babesiidae. Bases 1 to 768 code for a protein of 255 amino acids. The transcript has a single exon. The record is from RefSeq and is a predicted model, not a curated record.
AUGUAUCCCCCGAAAAAUAGGGUGUCAACCACUGGAUCUGCCACGCGGGCGUCGAAAACGUUCGCGGGUUCGGCGGCGCCCUCCCCUUCUUCGUCGUCCGCAUCGAUUAUGUCAUCUCUGAAAAAGGCGACUGCUUCCAAGGCCACUCCAUCCAAGUCAUCAGUUCCGGCCAAAACUGCUGGCAACAGUGCGGCGAAGAAGUCGAAGGUGGCGCUAACGGUGCUGCCUGCGGAGUCGGAGGCUGCGUGCUCCGCGGUGGAGCCCAUAGUGGAAUUGGACCCAGGUAACCUUGAUGAACAUUCCGUGAAACAGGACCAAGACACGGCUGCCAACAUGGAGCUGCUGAACUGCCAGAGCUUUGCGAUACAGGAGUGCGGGCGCAACAGCGCCGCCUCAAGCGACGACUACCCCGACUUCACGGUCCAGGACCCGGAGCCAGGCUCGAAAACCUUUUUGAACACGCUCAAGACGCUGGUCGACAUAACGGGCUUCAGGAACGGCGACGUUGAGCCCCUAUCGAGAGCGACGUCGGGCAGCGUUGAGGGCGAGGGCUUUUCCAUCGUGACCCCGAUCUGCGACGCCACCUACGACCUGAUCAGCUCCUCGUCGCGCUUCAUCAGGGGCACCGCGGACGACGAAGAUGACGAGGAGCCUAGCGGUACGGCUGCAAAUGACGCCGAUAAGGGCACCGACGCGAGCACGGCCGCGCCUGGGAAGGCCACCUCCAACAGCACCUGGAACCUCCAGGGUCUGAGCAACUGGCUGUGA